AUGUCCAGCAGCACCAAUGCCCCCAGCCAGAGGAGGGUGUCUCGGGGCUUGGAUGAUGCCACCAACAAAAAGAAGCAGAAGGAUCGAGCCAACCAGGAGAGCAAGGAAGUGUCUCGCUCUGAGCUCGAGCAGGCUGAGGCUGCCCAGGAGAAGGACUCAGAGGAGGAGCUGCUUCUGGACUGGAAGCAGAAUGCUGAUGAGAUCAUUGUCAAGCUGAAUUUGGGCGGUGAAGCUCUGAAGGUAGAGGAUGUGGAUGCUUCUUUCACUGACACGGACUGUGUGGUCAAGCUGCCAGACGGGCGCGAGUGGAGCUGUCAGUUCUACGAGGAGAUUGAGGGCUCCUGCAGCAAGAUCCAGUGCAAAAAGGGCAACUUCCUACAUCUUGUGGUUCCACAGAAGAGAAAGAAAGAUGGAUCCAAAGAGCUGGCCAAAGGGGCCGCAUGCUGGGAGAACGGGAAGGAGAAGGCUGCUUCUGCAGAGCUGGCCUCUGAAGAGCCACAGGCUGAAAGCGCAGAGCUGCCGAGAUCCCGAUCCCGGCGGGAAGCCUCCAACCCCAAGCGUGCUCCAGGAAGGAGCGAGGCCCUGGGAGGGAAGAGCCCAGCCAGCCCAGGGAUGCAGAGCGGCCCCAGCGCCAAGCGGGCAGUUUACCUCAAAGUGGCUCCCACUGAAGAGGAGCCGAAUGCCAGAGUCACUGGGAGCGUGGAGCCCAGCAAAGGGCACAGCGGGAGGGCUGGGAGACGCCGCCACGGCAGGGGGCGCGCGGUGCCCUCAGCCCUCACGGACCUCACCAUGCCACUGGAGAAGGCUGUGGUGCUGGCCAAGGAGACAGUUCCCGUGGAGAUGCCACCCCUUGCAGCUACCACAGAGGUGUUCCCCCACUGCAUUGCUACCUGUGUGGAGAAGAGAGUCCUGCAGCCAGGCAGCCCUGCUGAGGCCUUGCGGGGCCGGGACUGCACGCCCGUGCUGGGAGAGAGCUCCAAGGCUGUCCCAGUGGCCACCCCUCCCCUGGGCAGAGACGGUGAGAAGAGGGACUGGUCCAAGGAUGACGUGGCUCUGGAAGCAGCAGCUGAUGAGCCAGAGCCUUUUGUGAGCCUGACCUUUGUCAAGAAUGACUCGUAUGAGAAGGGCAAUGACCUGGUGGUGGUGCACGUCUACGUGAAGGAGAUCCACAAGGAGACAUCCAAAGUGUUGUUCCGGGAACAAGACUUCACACUGGUGUUCCAGACAAGUGACACAAACUUCCUUCGCCUCCAUCCUGGCUGUGGGCCCCACACAGUGUUCCGGUGGCAGGUGAAGCUCAGGAACCUUAUUGAGCCAAACCAAUGCACGUACAACUUCACGUUGUCUCGCAUCAAUGUCUGCCUGAAGAAACGCCAGAGCCAGCGCUGGGGUGGGCUGGAGGCUCCAGCCACACGAGGUGCAGUGGGUGGUGCAAAGGUUGCCAUGCCUACAGGCCCUACCCCUCUGGACAAGAACCCCCCUGGCAGCAACCAGCACCCCCUGUCCAGCAAGGAAGAGGCCCGAGCCAGUGACAAAGAGAAGCCACGUGUGGAAGAUGGGGGUCUGGAUGGUGUGGCAGCACGUACGGCCCAAGAGCAUGUGGCAGUGAAGCAAGAGCCACACAUCCCAUCGCCCAAACCAACGUGCAUGGUGCCACCGAUGACACACAGCCCGGUGAGCACCGAAAGCGUGGAGGACGAUGAGGACGAGGAUGAGAAGAAGAAGGUCUGUCUGCCUGGCUUCACGGGGCUGGUGAACCUGGGCAACACCUGCUUCAUGAACAGCGUCAUCCAGUCCCUGUCCAACACCCGGGAGCUGCGUGACUACUUCCAUGAUCGGUCCUUCGAGUCGGAAAUCAACUACAACAACCCGCUGGGGACGGGGGGCCGCUUGGCCAUCGGCUUUGCCAUGCUGCUGCGGGCGCUGUGGAAGGGCACACACCAUGCCUUCCAGCCCUCGAAACUGAAGGCAAUCGUGGCCAGCAAGGCCAGCCAGUUCACUGGCUAUGCCCAGCACGAUGCUCAGGAGUUCAUGGCCUUCCUGCUUGAUGGCCUGCACGAGGACCUCAACCGCAUCCAAAACAAGCCCUACACGGAGACUGUGGACUCGGAUGGGAGGCCUGACGAGGUGGUAGCUGAGGAGGCCUGGCAGCGGCACAAGAUGAGGAACGACUCUUUCAUUGUGGACCUCUUCCAGGGCCAGUACAAAUCCAAGCUGGUGUGCCCAGUGUGUUCCAAGGUAUCCAUCACCUUUGACCCAUUCCUGUACCUCCCCGUGCCCCUCCCUCAGAAACAGAAGGUGCUGACUGUCUACUACUUUGCAAAAGAGCCGCACAAGAAACCCAUUAAGUUCCUCGUGAGUAUCAGCAAGGAGAACUCCAGUGCCAUGGAGGUGCUUGACUCGGUGGCCCACAGCGUGCGUGUGAAACCAGAGAACCUGCGCCUGGCAGAGGUGAUCAAGAAUCACUUCCACCGCAUGUUCCUGCCGUCCAACUCGCUCGACACAGUCUCCCCCACGGACCUGCUGUUCUGCUUCGAGGUGCUGUCCCCAGAGCUGGCCAAGGAGCGGGUGGUGGAGCUGCAGGUCCAGCAGCGUCCGCAGGUGCCCAGCGGCCCCGUGGCCAAGUGUGCAGCCUGCCAGAAGAAGCAGCUCUCAGAGGAUGAGAAACUCAAGCGCUGCACAAGGUGCUAUCGAGUCGGCUACUGCAACGUGGCAUGUCAGAAAACGCACUGGCCAGACCACAAGGCUUUGUGCCGCCCCGAGAACAUCGGUUUCCCCUUCCUCAUCAGUGUGCCUGAGUCCCGCCUCACCUACGCCCGCCUGGCCCAGCUGCUGGAGGGCUAUGCAAGGUACUCAGUCAGCGUGUUCCAGCCUCCAUUCCAGCUGGCACGGAUGUCACCAGAGCAGGGGCUGCAGCCUUUGCUCCCAGACAAGCUGGAACCCCUGACCUCCAAGAGCAGUUGUGCAUCAGCCACCUCUGCCCCCGAGCUGGGGGAUGGGGACAGGACUUCCAGCCUCCUGCAGGAGCCUCCGCUGUCACCGGCUGUGCCCGAGCUGCACCCGGACAUCGGAGACACCAGCACUGUCCGGAGCAAGGGCCUGGCAGCCAGGAGUUCCCUGCUGAGCCUGGAUUCGGGCUUCCCCGAGCGCAUGGAGUCACAGGGCGACAGCUGUUGCGAGAAGGAGCCGUCCUAUGAGCGAGCCCUUAAGCCAGAAGCUGCCAUCCCUGGGUACCAGCACACUCCAGACUCGCUGAGCGCCCGCGCCACCCAGUUCUACAUCAACAAGAUCGAUGCUGCCAACAGAGAGUACAAGCUGGAGGAUAAAGGUGACACCCUCCUGGAGCUGACAGACGACUGCUCCCUCGCCCUGGUGUGGAAGAACAAUGAACGCCUCAAGGAGUUUGUGUUGGUGGAAUCCAAGGAGCUGGAGUGCAUGGAGGACCCGGGCUCAGCCAGCGAAGCAGCUCGUGCUGGCCACUUCACCCUGGAGCAGUGCCUCAACCUCUUCACCAAGCCCGAAGUCCUGGCCCCAGAGGAAGCGUGGUACUGCCCCAAGUGCAAGCAGCACCGUGAAGCCUCCAAGCAGCUGAUGCUGUGGCGGCUGCCUAAUGUCCUCAUCAUCCAGCUCAAGCGCUUCUCCUUCCGUAGCUUUAUUUGGAGGGACAAGAUCAAUGACAUGGUGGACUUCCCUGUCCGGAACCUGGACCUGAGCAAGUUCUGCAUCGGCCGGAAGGGCGAGCAGCAGCUGCCCGUGUACGACCUGUACGCUGUGAUCAACCACUACGGAGGCAUGAUCGGGGGGCACUACACAGCGUACGCCCGCCUGCCCAACGACAAGAACAGCCAGCGCAGUGACGUGG
Nestor notabilis (Kea) is the source of this 3862-nucleotide messenger RNA. It is a transcript of the gene USP19, whose product is annotated as ubiquitin specific peptidase 19. The annotation marks the transcript as partial. The transcript has 25 exons. NCBI's taxonomy places the organism in Eukaryota, Metazoa, Chordata, Aves, Psittaciformes, Psittacidae. Gene Ontology annotation, molecular function: cysteine-type deubiquitinase activity. The record is from RefSeq and is a predicted model, not a curated record. Gene Ontology annotation, biological process: protein deubiquitination.